Molecule: messenger RNA, 375 nt
Organism: Penicillium canescens
Lineage: Eukaryota; Fungi; Ascomycota; Eurotiomycetes; Eurotiales; Aspergillaceae
Exons: 2
Coding region: 1-375 (124 amino acids)
Source: RefSeq, a predicted model, not a curated record
AUGUCGACCGAUAUCAAAGCCGAUGCCUUGCUAGAACUUGAGAUUCUAGCUUCAUGGGUUUCCCAGAGCGAGAUGAAGGAAGCAAAAGGGAAAAAGAAUCUUUUGGAAUGUGUGGACAAGGCCCGUGAAACGAAAGCGCGGCCGUUAUUGGAGAAGCUGGGAUAUGCUACAAUACGGGGCCAUUUCGCUUUGCUUUUGCGAAUAUGCGGAAAGGCUUCGAUUGAGAAGCCCGAAGAUCGAACGUUGUUAUUCUUCCCCCUGUCUGGAAACGUGCAGGUUGCCGGCGAAACCCUUAAACCGGGAAACUACAUUCAGCUCACAGAGACUUUGGAUCUUGACGUACAACUGGAUUGUCUGAUUGUCGUUCUACCUUAA